This is a messenger RNA of Prorocentrum cordatum, 1495 nucleotides long. The record is from the annotation of a GenBank genome assembly. Lineage: Eukaryota; Dinophyceae; Prorocentrales; Prorocentraceae.
UGGCCACUCUUGCUCACGGGCCGCUGGGGUUCGAGCCGCCCCCCGACAAAAAAAACAGGAGGCUGCUCGCCACCGUGGGCUCGGACGCGCCGCCGCGUCGCGGCGCGCCAUGGGGUGCAUCCCGAGUGUAAUUGCCGAGGCGAGGUGCACAAUCGAGCAGGUUCUGCAGAACAGGCGCGCGCAGCCUCUAGCGAGCGUUCUGGAGCGCAAGUGCCCCGAGCACUUCACCAUCCGGCUGCACAAGGGCGUCGGCGACGCGCUCGGUGCGAGCCUCGCGAGCGUGCCGACGGGCGCGGUGGUGUACUGCGUCGAGGAGGGCUACGUCCUCGACAAAUGGAACAAGGAGAACCCCGACGCGGCCGUGCAGCCCGGUUUCGUCAUCGAGCAGGUGAACGGGGUGGGCGGGUAUUGGCCCCUGAUGAAGGAGUUGAGCCGCUCGGGGCCCCUCGAGGUGAGGGUCUCCACGGUGCCCCCGCAGUCGGCGGGCCCCAAAUGGUUUGAGCACGUCGCGACCAUGAGGAGGAAACUCGAGGUGGCCACCGACAAGAGUCCAUUCAUGGUCCGGCUGCCAUCGGAGGCCUCGCAGGACGAGAAGGUGUUAACAUCCUUUCCCAGCGUGGUCGCAUGCGAGGCUGGGAUCGACCAGUGCGCCAUCUGCCUCGAGGGCGUCGGGCCCGACGAGGUACUCACAGAGCUUCCCUGCAAACACAUUUUCCAUCCGCUUUGCGCGGCGCGUUGGCUCGCACAGAGUGGUUCGCGGUGCGUCUCGAAGAGACACACCUGUCCGCUCUGCUGCCGCAAGAUGGUCAACACGCGCGAUGGCGUCGUGGCCGUCGACGCGGAGACGUUUUAAGCAGAGGGGGUGAUCCCAAUCUUCGCGUUCCAGCGCCCACGGGGCUCAUGCACAUCGUUAGCUCCUGUGGUUCGCAAAGCGCUCUUCUAGCAGUGGAGAUCAUCUUCUCUUCGAGCUCGGGCUCGAGCUCGAGCUCCAACACACAACGCUGGGGAUGCUGCGAGCGUGCCCCGUGGGGCGCGGCGGGCAGCCCUGUCGGCAGUGCCCUCGGCGCCCCGCCGAAGACAUCCGCGGCGUCCAUCCCCAGUGUCCAGGUCGGGAGCCUCGAGACGGGGGUCAGUGCAAACGGGGGUCAGCCAGAGCGCCAGGUCUUGCAGGAUCCUGCGAAGGCCCCCUCUGGCUGACCCGGGUCAGGGAGCCGCUCGUGGCCGCGAGGCGGCCGCGCGUAUUGGCUGACCCGGGUUUGCGAAGACCUGCGGUGCAGUUUUUUUGUUUUUGCAUUGCAGUUUUUGGUUUCUUGCUGACCCGGGUCUGGAUGGACCCGGGUCAGAAGAUCCCCGACCAGGGCGAACCCUUCAAGAGUCGCGAGCGCACGCCCGGGGGAAGAAGUAAUCCCGUUCGGGCACCCCUCCCUCUGAUACGGUCGGGGCGCUGAAGAAGGAGCCUAUCUUCGUUGGGGAGGGGCUCGGUGCUCCUUGGCUG